Alosa alosa (allis shad) is the source of this 1717-nucleotide messenger RNA. RefSeq names its product von Willebrand factor C domain containing 2 like (gene vwc2l). The record is from RefSeq and is a predicted model, not a curated record. Gene Ontology annotation, biological process: negative regulation of BMP signaling pathway. Gene Ontology annotation, cellular component: AMPA glutamate receptor complex. The transcript has 4 exons. NCBI's taxonomy places the organism in Eukaryota, Metazoa, Chordata, Actinopteri, Clupeiformes, Clupeidae. Gene Ontology annotation, molecular function: protein binding. Bases 776 to 1435 code for a protein of 219 amino acids.
AGCACUGUCCGUGGUGCUGAAGUUGGAGAGUUCCUGUUUACAGGGGAUACAUUUGUCUAUAGGGAACGCUGCUGUGUUUUCUGUAGGAACGUUAGGUGAUGCUCUAUCUUUAGUGAGCACACACGUAUUGUUGUAGAUUGGAUGGUCCUCUUUCUUUUAGAUAGGCGCAUGAGAGUGGGAGGCGUACCAUAUUUCCAGCAUAAUCUAAACUUAUGAUUGUGCAACGGAAACGGGAUGCGUUGGCUUCACGUCGGACAGAUAUCACACGGCGUAAAGUUGGCAUCUUGGAAAAUUUUGCUUUUAUCGGUCGUGGUCGCCCGCUGGAUAUACGCUACGGAAUCGAAAGGCGUUUUCCCAUACACCUGCGGUAUUUGGAAGUUGAUUGAAAUGCCACUCAACACGGCGAGUGACUUGUGAACAUUACGGACAAGAGAGGAAGUACAGUUUUUUCGUGUCAUUUCUCAGCCAUAUGAAAGAUCGGUGACGAUUUAUCCUUCUAUGAUAUCUACAUGAUCAAUAUGACUCAUAUAAAUAUGUAUAUUGGGAACACCUCGCAUGUGCCUCUUCCUAAACAUCGAGGGAGAAAAAGGCUUGAUGUUUAAUUUUUCUUUGUACAGAAACUACGAAAGGAUCGUUUCUGAGUCGGAUGACAUAUGCCUUUGUCUGGAAAUGGUGCCAUAAAGAGUUUAAAAUCGUUAUUGUGCGAGGUGGGCUUGCUUGAAAUCGACUCAACAAAGUGGAACCAGAUAUUCAACGCGGACUGCCGCGGCGAAGGAUGGGCCCUCUUUUUCCCACGACUUGCGUCGUCCUCUUCGCCCUGAACGCCGCUGCCAUCCCAGCCUCCAUCAGUCCCGAGGACUACGCCGCCGACGAGGCCGAGCGAACGAUCAACAACGAGAUCUUUGAUGACUACAGGGGGAAAGGCUGCGUGGAUGACAGUGGGUUUGUGUACAAACUCGGAGAGCGUUUCUUCCCAGGGCACUCGAACUGUCCGUGCGUGUGUACAGAGGAUGGACCAGUUUGUGAUCAACCAGAAUGUCCCAAGAUACACCCCAAGUGCACUAAGGUGGAACACAACGGAUGUUGCCCAGAAUGCAAGGAGGUCAAACACUUUUGUGAAUACCGUGGGAAGACUUACAAAAUCCUUGAGGAGUUUAAGCCCUCGCCAUGUGAGUGGUGUCGCUGUGAACCAAAUAAUGAGGUGCACUGUGUGGUGGCUGAUUGUGCCGUGCCUGAGUGCGUCAAUCCCGUCUAUGAGCCGGAGCAGUGCUGCCCCAUCUGUAAAAACGGUCCAAAUUGCUUUGCCGGAACAACGAUCAUCCCAGCCGGCAUCGAAGUGAAGGUGGAUGACUGCACCAUCUGCCGCUGCCACAGUGGGGACUGGUGGAAGCCCGCGCAGUGCCUGCGCCGUGAGUGCCUCAACGGCCAGUCGUAGACACUCGCCCAGGACCACAGGGGGAGAAGACGGACCGACGGACCGACGGACCGACGCACUGGCGGAGGGAGAGAGGAAGCGGAUCGCAAGGCAGCUCCAUCAGAACAAGGGACACGCUCUCCUUGCAAAAGACUUGAUGGACUGACUGGCAGGAGCACAAAAAUUCUUGUCUACACACAGAUUGCUGAAUGAGCUGAAACUGACACAUGCACGCACAUGCACGCACACACACACACACACACACACACACACACACACACACACACGCACACACACACACAC